Molecule: messenger RNA, 702 nt
Organism: Saccharomyces mikatae IFO 1815
Lineage: Eukaryota; Fungi; Ascomycota; Saccharomycetes; Saccharomycetales; Saccharomycetaceae
Gene: NOP16
Product: Nop16p
Exons: 1
Coding region: 1-702 (233 amino acids)
Biological process (GO): ribosomal large subunit biogenesis
Cellular component (GO): nucleolus
Source: RefSeq, a predicted model, not a curated record
AUGACAUCCGUAAGAAAAAGAAAGAUGAAAAGGUCCUCUGUUGGGAAGGCAACUAGGAGAACCAAAGACAAACAAAGGAAAAUCAACAUUCAGUCCAAUCCGAUUAUUGCAGCAAAUUGGGAUUAUUCCCUGACAACCGCACAAAAUUAUAAGAGAUUAGGUCUAAGAGCCAAGUUGCAAACACCGACGGGUGGUAAAGAGGCCGAUUUAAGUAAGGUAGUUAAGAGAAUUCCAUUAACGAAAUCUAUGUUAGAUGAAGAUGAAGACGAAGAUGAAGACCAAGACGAAGACAAGCAACAUGAUCAUGUGACGGCUAGCGUGGAAGUUGAUGAAAACGAAAUCCCAGAAGGUGAGGCAAGAAUACAACGUGAUGAGAACGGUGAUGUUGUAGGGGUUGUUUACGGUAAGAAAAAAAAUUAUGAUGUCGAUGAUGAUGUUGACACAAUAAAAGCCAAAGAAAUCAGUGAGGGGACUGAAGUUGUUAAGCAAUUGGAAGCAUUUGCAUCUAGACCUGUUAUUAAAAAGGAACGCUAUCAAAGUGAAAGGGAAGAAGAAUGGCUGGAAAAAUUAUAUAAUAAAUAUGGUGAUGAUUACAAAAAAAUGUUUUUUGACAAACAAUUAAACAUUUAUCAACAAUCUGAGGGCGAUUUGAAAAGAAGACUUUUGAAGUGGAAGAAAAGAAGCAGUACCAUAUCGAAAUAA